GCGGCCCUGGUGGUGCGAGCCGUGACUGAAGUAGGUCGUAUACUGUGCGGAGUGCCGUAGACGCAGCAGCAGCGAGGCAGGGUUGGCGGCGACCCCGGUUAUUUGGACACGUUUAUGGUUAUCAAGUUUGACAAUAAACAUCGGGCGGUCCUGUAUGACUCGGAGUUAACGAUACGUCAGCAUGGGUGGGCUGCUCAGCUACUUCCGUAACCUGCUCGGCAGCCGCGAGAUGCGGAUUCUGAUCCUCGGCCUGGACGGCGCCGGCAAAACCACGAUUUUGUACAGGUUACAGGUAGGCGAAGUAGUGACCACAAUACCAACCAUAGGGUUCAAUGUAGAACAAGUUACUUACAGAAAUUUAAAGUUUCAAGUCUGGGAUCUCGGUGGUCAAACGAGUAUACGACCAUACUGGAGGUGUUACUAUUCCAAUACUGAUGCGAUAAUUUACGUGGUAGAUUCGGCAGAUAGAGAUAGAAUAGGCAUAUCAAAGGACGAAUUAAUUCUCAUGUUACAAGAAGAAGAAUUACAAGGUGCGAUCUUGGUGGUGCUGGCGAAUAAACAGGAUAUGGCGGGAUGCCUUAGUGUUGCGGAGGUCCACCAAGCGCUCGGAUUGGACGCUCUUAAGAACCGAACCUUCCAAAUAUUUAAAACUUCCGCGACGAAGGGCGAGGGGCUUGACCAAGCCAUGGACUGGUUGUCGAAUGCGCUGCAGAGUAGAAAAUGAUCAAUAAUUAUGUCAGUUAUUUAUAUUCGAGCCUUACAAGGGGACUAGUCACACGACUGUCGCUCUAAAUCGCGAGCCUCCGGACUGCGAGUCGCCGGGCGCGCGAUAUUCUGUUUAUUUAUUGUAAUUAUUGAAUUUUAAAUAAUUCCUUUACAAUUUACAGCGAGAAGAUUCGAGGAAUCACUGUACUUUUUCAUAACGCCGAAGACGUAAUAAGGGGAUCAUUUUAUCUUUCUAUAUUUAAGAUAAUAAACUUAGAGGAUUCUUUCAACUUCAACUAGAAUUUUUUUGCACUAAUAAAUAGUGCUACUGCUACGCGUAACAUUUAAUUAAUGAUUUGAUUAAAAUCAUUGUCUCAUUAUUCAUUUAAUAUUGACGAUAAUUGAAUUUGAUAAAGAAUUAUAAAUUGUAAUAGGAAUACAAGUAUAUUGCUAAUAUACAACUCGAUUACAAGACAAACGCAACAAUAAACAUUUUCGAAAAAAGUUCAAAAUUAUAAAAAAAAAAGAAUAUUUCAAAACAUUUAUCAUAUUUAUACAUAAUAUACUGUCGUCUUCAUGUAUCUUAAAUUGUAAUGUAAAAUUAAUUUUUUUUUUUCAAUGUGAUUAAAACAAAUUCAAAAUAAAA
Molecule: messenger RNA, 1351 nt
Organism: Wasmannia auropunctata (little fire ant)
Lineage: Eukaryota; Metazoa; Arthropoda; Insecta; Hymenoptera; Formicidae
Gene: Arl1
Product: ADP-ribosylation factor-like protein 1
Exons: 5
Coding region: 182-724 (180 amino acids)
Biological process (GO): vesicle-mediated transport; intracellular protein transport
Cellular component (GO): cytoplasm; Golgi apparatus
Molecular function (GO): GTP binding; GTPase activity
Source: RefSeq, a predicted model, not a curated record